UAAGUUGGCUGUGUAGCUAUGAUAUUCUAAUAUGAUGCAAACAGAACAACUCUAAAGUAAUUAGCACUGCUCAUCAGUCAAUAUAGAUAACAAAAGGGGGGAGGAUUAUAACAAAAGGAACUUGUGAGAUGUAUAACUAGAAAGUAUGGAUACUUUAUCUAAGAGCGAAUAUGUGUAAAACAUACGAAUACUAGUUCGACAAGGUUAGAAGUAUCUUGAAAUUUAAUUUUUUUUUUUUUUUCUUUGACAUGGUUAGUGCAUCGCUGGGGGAUGAUUUUGUAAUUAUUUCUUUAAAAAAAAUAGGAUUCAAUAUAAUUUAAAAUAUAUUAUGGAUUGAUUAAAAUAAUAAUAUAAAAUUUAAGAAAAUAAAAUAACAAACAUUUAAUUCUAAUAUUCAUAUUAUAUCAGCAUGUCAGUUGGCCUAGCGAUGUCAUUAGAUUCAUUAUCAGUUCUUCUUGAAUAACUUCUUAGAUAUUUUAAAUCGCGGAUCGAGGGAUGGGCACUGGUGGGCUUGAACCCACCCCCCAAAAAAAAAAAAAAAAAUUUAUGUGGCAAAGAAUCGUAGUCGGUUAUGAUAGGCAUUCCGUAAUACAAGAAAUGAUAUAUGUAUAUUAUUAUAUAUCCGAUCUUACAACAGUCAUUGCUGCCAAAAAAAAAAAAAACACAUCCUCGUUAAAUAGCAAUGUGUCCGUACAAUGGUAACUAACUAACAAGGAAUUAAGCAUGCACUUAAGUAGUUAAAAAUGAAUUUAGUGGCUAAUUAAUUACUUAAUUGGUGGGUGGGCAGGCAAUAUUUGACAAAUUCCUCUUAAGACCGCAUUUGAUGGGUGGCCAAGCAAUGUGGAUCAACGGACAACAGUGGAGUGGAUGACAAAUAUAAAUACUAGUUAUAACCAUGCAUUCACAUUCACUCUUAACUAUUUCAUUUCAUUCAUAUCAAAACCAAGUUUCAGCAAAAAAAAAAAAAAAUGGCAGAUGAUUUUGCGUUUUCUGUAAUUAGGGACAAACCAAGUCACAGGGUUUAUUGUCAGGCUGGUAGCGGAUUCUCCUUAGCAGUUCGUGAUGACGAAGUCAUUCUUGCGUCUAACGAUGCAUACGAUCCAUACCAACAAUGGGUGAAAGAUGAGACGUACAGCAUGACAGUGAUGGAUGAAAAGGGGAAUCCCAGCUUUGCUCUCAUCAACAAAGCCACCGGUCAGGCCCUGCAGCACGCCUUCGGUGACAGUCAUCCAGUUCGGGUGAAACCUUGGAAUCCAGAUGAAAUGGAUUACUCGAUCUUGUGGACUCAAAGCGAAGACAUGGGUGGUAAUUUUAGAACAAUUAGGAUGGUGAAUGACAUUACCCUUAAUAUUGAUGCUCUUCAUGGUAAUGUUGAGGAUCCUCAGGGCAUCUGUGAUGGCACUACCAUAGUUCUUUGGCAAUGGAAUCACGGAGGAAACCAACUUUGGAGGAUUGACCGAACCGGUGGCGGAUACUAAAAAUCUCCAUCUCUUCACGAUACAGUGGAGUACUAAAGAGCCAACAAUUUUUUGCAGCAUGUGGAUUCUGCAACUUCGUAUUACUUAAUAUUGAUUUUUGUUUUUUUCAUUUUUUUUAUUUUUAAUUUUUUCUUCCGUUUUUGGCUCGCAGAUUUAAGAUAGUUGUUUUAUAUAUGAGUUCUUCACUGAAGCACUCAUUCGUAUGUAUUUCUGGUAUUAAUAAGUUGCUUAUGCAACUGUUUUUUGUAAUUUCGGUGGUCUAUUUUCCACCAAAUAUUAAUUCAAAUGAUUAAACUUAUA
Molecule: messenger RNA, 1778 nt
Organism: Cornus florida
Lineage: Eukaryota; Viridiplantae; Streptophyta; Magnoliopsida; Cornales; Cornaceae
Product: ricin B-like lectin R40G3
Exons: 4
Coding region: 969-1478 (169 amino acids)
Source: RefSeq, a predicted model, not a curated record